AAAGAAGAAAAUUUUAAGUCUUCUGAAAUGGACGAAUUGGAAUUCAAAUUUGAUGAAGAAUUGAAUAAUGAAACUUUUGAUAAAAGAGAUGGUGAUCCGGCUGCAGAGUCCAAGAAAUCUAAUUAUGAACUAAGUGACCAAGAUGUCAACAAACUCAUUAUUGUAACACAGAGUGCUGGGAAUCGUAAACACGAUCGUGGAAAUAAACCAAACUGGACUCCAUAUGUUAUGAGCCAAGAAAUGGCAUCUACUAUAAACGAUGGUCUGCAUUAUUAUGAACAAGAUCUGAUGGGCAGAUAUCAGUCUGAUGUAAGUUUCCAAGCAUCAGGUGCAUAUUAUGGAAGUAUGUCUUUGCCUACCCCUGCUGUGAAUAUGGGUAUGUGUGAGCCUCAGAUGCCUGGAAAAUGGUCGUAUCCUAGUGGAUCUGUUGCUUCUCGUUUUUAUCCUGUUGUGAGAAAUAAUUACCCUGCUGAAAAUCAGCGACAGCGUUUUCAAAAGAUGAGGAGUAAUAGUGAUGCUAUGGGUCAACAUGUAGGAUGGGUGAUGGAUGUUCGAGAACACCCAUCACGAUCCCGCACUAAUUCCUCUAGUGAAUCCGUACUGUCACCAAGUAGCUAUGGAAGUGCUCCCCAAUUUUUACCAGCUUUUGAGCACCCUAGUCAUGCUCUUUUAAAGGAAAAUGGUUUUACACAGGUGGAUUAUUGCAAGUUCCGUGCACGCUGUUUAAAAGAAAGAAAAUCUCUUGGAAUUGGACUGUCACAAGAAAUGAAUACGCUCUUCCGGUUUUGGUCUUUUUUCCUCAGAGAUCAUUUUAACCGGAAAAUGUACAAUGAAUUUCGGAAAUUAGCCACUGAAGAUGCAAAUCUGAAGUAUAGGUAUGGGCUGGAGUGCCUAUUUCGAUUUUACAGUUAUGGACUUGAGAAACAUUUUAGAGAGGAUCUUUUUAAAGAUUUCCAAGAUGAAACACUCAAAGAUUUGCAAAACGGUUAUUUGUAUGGGUUAGAAAAAUUUUGGGCUUUCCUUGAAUAUUCUGGCCAGAAAAAUACACUAACUGUUGAUCCUGUACUGAAGGCAACCUUACAAAGGUUCAAAACAGUUGAAGACUUUAGGGCUUAUGAAUGCAGUUAUGCUACUGGUCCUGCUGUUGAGCGACAUCGUAAUUUGUCCGAGUCAUCAGGAUCAAGAAGAAAUAAAAAUUUUAACACUGAUUCAAGAUCUCGAAGAAACACUAUUUCAGCAGCAGAUACGCCAAGAAGAAGGAAGGGUAGUGGCUCAAAGUCUAGUGACCAGAAUAAAAAUUCAGCUCAUAAUAAGCAGUCUGCCAUUUCUUCCGAAAAGUCAGUAUCUGAUGCAGUUGUGGAAACUUCAGCAGAAGCAAAAGUUGUGAAUACAGAUGCUUUAGAUGUUAAACAGGCUACUUUGAAAUCUGUGCCUGCUGAUUCAAAUAGUACUGUUAUAUCUGAUUCAGAAGAAAAGUCAGAAAGUUGUGCAUCAUGUGGAGAAACUAACAGUGAAAAGGCAUUCUCAGUUAAUCAAGAGCAUGUUCCUGAUGCUAAAAUGAAAGUUAUCAAACGUAGUUUUUCUGAACCUUGUACCACAAUGGUAAACUUAUCAGAAAUAGAUUUUGACUCUAAAAUGCAAAUCUUGUCUCUCGUUAAUGAGCAGAAUUCAAUCAAUGAAUUGAAUAUAUCUGAAAAAAACCCUGUUGAGUUGCUAUCAUUAAAGCCUGAUGAAGAUGCUGUGCUGAUAGAUAAAAAAGAGAGUGACAUUACAAGUGUAGAUAAAGAUAGUAUACCAAAGCCUGAAACAGAAAUUAAGAAUUCUGAUUCUUCUAAUUGUGGAAGCCAAUCUAAUGUAAUUUCCACAAACACUGAAGUAAUUGCUUGUAUUUCGGAAAUGAAUGAAUCUGAACUGACUGGCACCGAUGAAAAUGUUCCUCCAACUGAAGAUUUGACUUCAGAUGAGCUAAAAGAUGUUAACUAAGACAGAUUUUUAAAAGAUCUCUUUUCUUAUCAAGUCCAGAUUUUUGACUCUGUUCCUGAGUUCAAGCUGCUGUUAUGAAUUCAAUGUGAUUUUGUGAUACAGAUAUUUUUAUAUUGGUAAUUGAGCUCUUGUAAUACACAAAAUUCAUUUGUGCCAUUUGCGAAUAAUAGUUGUGCCUUGUAUCUCUGUAUAAUAUCUUGUGGACUAUGCAAAUUAUGUAUGAAUUUAGUUUUACAGUUAAACUGUAUUUUAAUUUUUUCCCUUCUACUAACUUCACAGUUAAACAUGCCUGUUAUUGUACUUUAGACUACUGAGUAUUAUUUUGCAUCUCACAUGCCUCAAAUGUGCAAACAAUAAGUUUAUUGACUUUAGAGGUAUGUUCUAUAUGACUAGAUUUCAUAGAAUUUAAUGUUCAGUAUUUUCUUAAUUAUUAAACAUGUAAAUUUUUACAGUAAAGUCAGGAAUCUUAAAUAGUUACAUGUAUCAAUCAUAGGUACAAGUUUGGUUAAUUUAGAAUUCUUCAAAGUUUUUAUAAAACUUUUGAGAGUGGUUUCUCUUCCAUGUGUAGUUAAACUUUGUGUGCUAUUUGAUGGAAAUAGCUAAUGUUGCUGUUUUCCCGCCUUCCCUCCUCCUACCUUGCUAAGCUGAUGCUUAAAUCAUAUCAGUAUGAAAACUUUGUUGUCUGUUUAUCUGGCCAUGUAAAAAUUUAUCUGCUCUUAAGUUUUUUAGUUGUGUUUAGCCUAAUAUUAAUAUACCUGUGUUGAAAAGGAAUUUGUUAGUGUCUGGGUAAUGUUGCUUUUUUUUAUGUUAGUAUCUAAAUUAAACUAUACUUUUUUAAUUUAAACGAAAACAUUUUGAAUGACUGAAAUUAUUUAAGUCUAGCAUCAUAAUCUUGCAUGUAAAGUAUUUUGAUUUAUUUUAACUUUGCCCCCCCAAACUCUCCAUAACUGUGCUGGGUAAUUGAGUAACUUAUUAAUUUUAAUUAUUUUUAAAUGCAAUAAAAUAAUAAUUUUGUAAAGUAAAUCUGAAAUCAUAAUUCCUACCAAAGUUAUGGUAUGACACACAAAUGCUCUUUAGAUCCUUUAAUUUCCAUUGCAUGAAUGUGCAUUAAAAAUACUCUUCUUAUAUUGUGUUCAGAAUUAUUUAGUCUUGAAAACUUCUAUCUAAACUUUAUUUUUGAAUAAUUCUAAAGCUUUAUGAAGCUGUGCUGUUUCAGAAAAGAAAUUUUUGACAAGUUUUAUUUAUUUUUUUUUUUAUUUAUUUAUUUUCUGUUAUUGUGAAUACAUGCUUGCCCACAUGUGUGUGUUAUCUUGUUGUGGCCCUCUCUCCCUGAUUUUUUUUUUUUUUCUAAUAUUGAAAAUCUUGAUUUCAAAUUUGUUAAAAUUUCUUUGCUCAAGGAACUUAAAAGUUUUUAAGUUAAUUGUGUUCACUGCAUAUGAAAUUCGAUGUUUGUACAUUCCUUUUUUUUUAACUGUGUGUUGAACAGAUCUUUGAAGGUAUGUGUUAAUCUUGUAUUUUUCCAUGCUAGAUUUAGACUUGACUUGUUUGAAUAAAAGUCAUAAAAAGUAUCCUAUAAACCCUUCAGUUUUUCCUAUUCUUCAUUUUUUCAGAUAUAUUUCACUCAUAAUUAUUAAGUUCUAGAUUCUGUGAUAAUAUAUCUGCAUACACAAAAAUAUUACUUUUUAGAUUCUUCUCAAGUUUUUUUGUAUUGUAUUCUUUCUGUGUAUGAAACUAUGGUUUCUUCCUGGUUUUGCAUCUGAUAACUCUUAAGCUUCACCUUAGUCAUUUUAAUGUAGCAUUCACUGCAUUUCUGUUUGAAGUUUCUUCUCUGUAUAAUGAUUAUGCAUUCUUAUUAUGCUUGUUUGUAGGGCAAGCGCCUUUAAUGCACAUUCCUUUAUUAAAAUUAAGUGCUAUUGUAGUUGUACAUUUUACACAGUAGCUACCCACUGAGUUCAUCGUCAUUCUCUAGUCUGACUGCAUUUCAUGUGAAAUUAUCAGUCAAGAAAUGUUAGUUGUAUAAAUUUACUGGCCAUAUAUUAGUAUUCUAAUUGAAGAUAAAUGUAAAGAAGUCUGGCAGUCCCCCCACACUAUUUAGUUUUUCUUUUGCAAUCCAGUUUGAAGCGGUAUAAUGUUAAAAUUUGUAUGUACCUUCUUAAAAGGAAUUUUUUUUUGUAUGUAAUGAUUAUAUCUGAUGUAAAUGCUGUGAUCAUCACUUGUGUUGUAUAGUUGCAUGCAGAUUUUGUGAAACUGCAAGUGAAGAUUUCUGUUUGAAUAAUAUGUUAACUAGCAUGGUUUUUUUUUAUUGAAUUCAGCCAUCAAAAUAUGUGCAAAUUUAUUAUAUUUUUAUUGCUCAUAAAAUAUUUAAAAUUGCAUCCAUAUCAGAGGGAAUUUGCAUGCUUACAUGUGAGGAAGGAUUAUGUGUAAUCAAAAUUUAAAAUUUUAAUUGUCCUGUUAAAUACUCUGCAAAAGUUCAGAAAAAUUAUUUCCUUAAGCUUAUGUUCUCUAGUCAGUCUAUCAACAUAAGGUUUCAUGCCUAGUCUUAGAAAUUUAAAAUGGCAACCAUUUUAUUUGAGUGCUCUGUGAAUAAUUUUUUAACAUUAUUAUGGUUGUUUUGUGCUUUAAAUAAUUAGUCAGAAAUAAUGAAUUAUAUUUCUCAGCUUCAAGAUAUGGAAAUAUGGAUAUUUUAGAUAGAUUUUAUCCAUAAUGUACAGUAUAUUAAUUUGAGUGAAGCAUUGCUUGCUCCCAUGGGUGUGACUUUACAUAAUUUUGACCCAAUGCUGUUAAGUUUUACUUUUUUUUUUUUUUUUUUUUUUUUUUUUUUUUUUUUAAUAUUUAACCUCUUAAUACUCUAGUUACCAAAAAUGUCUAAUUCUCUUGUUGAUUCUUUUAUGCCCACAGUUCUGUGUUCAUGUAACUGUUGUACAUAAAAUUUUGUACAUGACAAAUUCUUAUUUGCUAUAAAAUCUGAGGAUGAAGUUUCAAGUUUUAUAGUUAUAUAUUGCUUGUUCUUAUAAUGUGUAAUGCCUGUACUUGCAUCCACUCACAUGGUAUCUUAUCACUUUGCAUGAUAACUUUAUGAAUUGCAGUAAUGGGAUUUUGUUAAAUUUCGUAUUCUUUUAAUAUAAGGUGCUGAUGUGAUUUUGUUGUUGUUAGGACUCUUUGUAACUUUCUGAUACUUUGCUUAAAUGUGCCAAAUCGCAAGUUGUGGGCAUUGGAUGAAUUGUAUGAGAAGGUUUUCCAUUCAAAUAAUUGUAUUAAUAAAAUAAUAUGCUUUAUUCAUAUGCUUUCUUUGUGUUUUUACAUGGCUGGGUAUAAAGGAAAAAGGACAUUCAUAUUUUACUUAGCUUAUGUAAAGGAAAUUAUUUUAAAAUAUUUUCACAUUUUAUUCAAGCUAUCUUCAGUAUGAAAAAUUACCCCCUCGUGUUACUUGCAAAUUGCUUUUUUUAAGCAAUAUUCUAUUGUGACUGAAUUUUUUUUUUUCCAAAAUUGCCAAAAAAAUUAAGGUUUUAGUUGAUAGGAAUUUGUAUAUUAAAGUAAGUAACUUGAGCUUUUACCCUUGUGCCAUCUUUUUCCUCAUUAUGAUCUAAAUCAGUGAUUCAAAUACUCUAGCUGUACUCAGGGUAAUAAACAACCAAAAAAGAAAGAAAAACAGUGUAUUUAACUGGAUUUUAAAAUUAACAUUUAUAUUUAUAUAGAAUAUAGAUAUAUAUAUAGCUGUGAUCAAAAUGAGAAAAAUCUUAAAAUAUUAAGAACGAAUUUUUUAAUAUUAAUAAAGAAUGAAUAUUUUUGACCCAGUAUGUGUUGCAGUAAUAUUUUGCAUAUAUUUCUUCCAUUAAAUAUUUUUCUUCUUAUAGAGGUAUCUUUAUUUGUGGUUAAAUAUAGUCAUUCUUUACUUAAAUAGUUAAGUUUUCUGUUUUACUUGUAAAUAUUUUUUGUGAAGUGACUACAGGUUUAGGUACAAAAUUGUAUUACCUGUUGUUAAAUGAUUUAUGUGUAUAUUUCAUUUUUGCUCAAGUGCAAGCAGUUGUAUCAUGAAUGUAGUAUGGUAGAUAAGGUUUUUGUAAUGCAUAUUAAAGAAGUGCCUGUUUGUGAUCUGACGAUUAGAAAAUGAUUUUGUAUGUGAAUUGACUGAUUAUUAAUUGACUAUGUGCCUAUGCAUCCAUUGCAGUUGGUACAUUUGUAACUUGCUUGUACCAUUGAAACUGAGCUUUUGCUAUGUUUAUUACUGCUUGAUUGUUUGUGUUAUACAAGGUUUGGGGACUUUGAUUAUCUCAUAUAUGGGCAAUAAAGUAAUAGUCAAAAUUA
This is a messenger RNA of Stegodyphus dumicola, 6288 nucleotides long. RefSeq names its product la-related protein 1-like. Gene Ontology annotation, cellular component: cytosol; cytoplasmic stress granule. Gene Ontology annotation, molecular function: RNA cap binding. NCBI's taxonomy places the organism in Eukaryota, Metazoa, Arthropoda, Arachnida, Araneae, Eresidae. Gene Ontology annotation, biological process: positive regulation of translation; mRNA stabilization. The record is from RefSeq and is a predicted model, not a curated record.